GGCGGCGGCGGCUGCUCGUGUCGGCUCCGGGCGGCCCCCGCGCCGCAGCCCGCGCCGUGUCCGCGGCGGAGCCGCCCAGGUGCGCAGGAGGAUGGUGGCGCGGCCCUAGGCCCACGCUCCGCACCAUGACCUGCUGGCUGUGCGUCCUGAGCCUGCCCCUGCUCCUGCUGCCCGCGGCGCCGCCCCCGGCUGGAGGCUGCCCGGCCCGCUGCGAGUGCACCGUGCAGACCCGCGCGGUGGCCUGCACGCGCCGCCGCCUGACCGCCGUGCCCGACGGCAUCCCGGCCGAGACCCGCCUGCUGGAGCUCAGCCGCAACCGCAUCCGCUGCCUGAACCCGGGCGACCUGGCCGCGCUGCCCGCGCUGGAGGAGCUGGACCUGAGCGAGAACGCCAUCGCGCACGUGGAGCCCGGCGCCUUCGCCAACCUGCCGCGCCUGCGCGUCCUGCGUCUCCGUGGCAACCAGCUGAAGCUCAUCCCGCCCGGGGUCUUCACGCGCCUGGACAACCUCACGCUGCUGGACCUGAGCGAGAACAAGCUGGUAAUCCUGCUGGACUACACUUUCCAGGACCUGCACAGCCUGCGCCGGCUGGAAGUGGGCGACAACGACCUGGUAUUCGUCUCGCGCCGCGCCUUCGCGGGGCUGCUGGCCCUGGAGGAGCUGACCCUGGAGCGCUGCAACCUCACGGCUCUGUCCGGGGAGUCGCUGGGCCAUCUGCGCAGCCUGGGCGCCCUGCGGCUGCGCCACCUGGCCAUCGCCUCCCUGGAGGACCAGAACUUCCGCAGGCUGCCCGGGCUGCUGCACCUGGAGAUUGACAACUGGCCGCUGCUGGAGGAGGUGGCGGCGGGCAGCCUGCGGGGCCUGAACCUGACCUCGCUGUCGGUCACCCACACCAACAUCACCGCCGUGCCGGCCGCCGCGCUGCGGCACCAGGCGCACCUCACCUGCCUCAAUCUGUCGCACAACCCCAUCAGCACGGUGCCGCGGGGGUCGUUCCGGGACCUGGUCCGCCUGCGCGAGCUGCACCUGGCCGGGGCCCUGCUGGCUGUGGUGGAGCCGCAGGCCUUCCUGGGCCUGCGCCAGAUCCGCCUGCUCAACCUCUCCAACAACCUGCUCUCCACGUUGGAGGAGAGCACCUUCCACUCGGUGAACACGCUAGAGACGCUGCGCGUGGACGGGAACCCGCUGGCCUGCGACUGUCGCCUGCUGUGGAUCGUGCAGCGUCGCAAGACCCUCAACUUCGACGGGCGGCUGCCGGCCUGCGCCACCCCGGCCGAGGUGCGCGGCGACGCGCUGCGAAACCUGCCGGACUCCGUGCUGUUCGAGUACUUCGUGUGCCGCAAACCCAAGAUCCGGGAGCGGCGGCUGCAGCGCGUCACGGCCACCGCGGGCGAAGACGUCCGCUUCCUCUGCCGCGCCGAGGGCGAGCCGGCGCCCACCGUGGCCUGGGUGACCCCCCAGCACCGGCCGGUGACGGCCACCAGCGCGGGCCGGGCGCGCGUGCUCCCCGGGGGGACGCUGGAGAUCCAGGACGCGCGGCCGCAGGACAGCGGCACCUACACGUGCGUGGCCAGCAACGCGGGCGGCAACGACACCUACUUCGCCACGCUGACCGUGCGCCCCGAGCCGGCCGCCAACCGGACCCCGGGCGAGGCCCACAACGAGACGCUGGCGGCCCUGCGCGCGCCGCUCGACCUCACCACCAUCCUGGUGUCCACCGCCAUGGGCUGCAUCACCUUCCUGGGCGUGGUCCUCUUCUGCUUCGUGCUGCUGUUCGUGUGGAGCCGCGGCCGCGGGCAGCACAAAAACAACUUCUCGGUGGAGUACUCCUUCCGCAAGGUGGAUGGGCCGGCCGCCGCGGCGGGCCAGGGAGGCGCGCGCAAGUUCAACAUGAAGAUGAUCUGAGGGGUCCCCAGGGCGGACCCUCCCCUCCCCUCCCCCGCGGGCCGGCCGCUCGCGUGUCCACCUAUGCAUUUCCCGGAGGGGAAGGGGACGGCUGCACGGCGCUCCCCAGGCAGAACUUCCCCUUUUUUUGUAGACGCCCAACCGCAGGACUGUUUUUCAUCAGCAUGCGUCUUUUUUGCAGUUUCUCAAGCGUUUUCUAAAGAUUUCAACCCGUCUUCCUGUCCCUGCUAUGGUGGCUGAGCUGGGGGGUGGGGGUGCGGGCUGCAAGGAUGGGGGGAUGGGCUCCCGUCUACCAACCCGGGGUGGCUGGGGGCGCUCAGAGACCCCAGGAUCCUCAGGGCCCGCAAUUCACACCCAGGAGGCACAAGACUGCUGCCCCCAAGCCCUGGGCUUCCGCUCCCCCAGCCCUUUGUACACAGAUCGCAUCGGGGAGACGGUGGACACCCGGGUCCCACAAAGGGCCCCACAGCCCCAAGGGGAGGGUGCGCAGAAAGUCUGCAUUGCUCACACCUGGCCGUCCUACACCUCACACCCAGAGACACACUCACACCUGGAACCCAAUCACACAGGUGCAACACACCUCACACCCAGCCGACACUAAAACCAGACCCGGGGCACCAGAGCUGACCGCAGGGGGCAGGCAGGGCUCUCGUGAGAGCAAAGCUCACACCCGGGACAGGCGCAACUCACACCCGGGACACACAGCUCACACCCAGGACACACACAGCUCACACCCAGAACACACAGCUCACACCCGGGACACACAGCUUACACCCGGGAAACACAGCUCACACCCGGGACACACAGCUCACACCCGGAACACAGAGCUCACACCCGGGACACACAGCUCAUACGCAGGACACACUCAGCUCACACCUGAUACAAGGACAGCUCACAGUGGAACACACAGCUCACACCCGGGAUACAGCUCACACCCAGGACACACUCAGCUCACACUGGAACACACAGCUCACACCCAGAACACAGAACUCACAUCUGGGACACACACAGCUCACACCCGAGACACACACCCUCACACCCAGCUGACACUAAAACCAAGCCCUGGGCACCAGAGCUGACCACAGAGGCAGGCAGGGCUCUCGUGAGAGCACAGCUCACACCAGGGACAUGCUCAGUUCACACCUGGGACAGGCACAACGCAUAACUGAGACACAGCUCACACCUGGGACACAGAGCCCACCCCAGCGCCUGCUCAGCUGAGCAUCUCCCAGCCGACCUCGGGGCCUGGGCUCAGGUCUUGCUGAGGACCCAGCACACACGGUGGUCACAGUCAGGGGUCCACACGCCCUGUCCUCCGUCCUCCCCACAGCCCAGCAGGGCUGUCCACAAGAAGGAGCCAUCACCCCAGCCCUCCGCCUCCCUCCGCUGCCACGUGCUUCCCAGAACAGCAGGCAAGAGAGGGCCACCCCACAAGGGAGAGGUGGCCACCCUGCCCCGGCCCAGAACCAUGGCUUCUGGGGUGCUGAGUGUCCUUCCAAAUGGGUCUACUGGAGGGACUUUUGCCCCUAGGUACACAUGACCUCUGAGCCGGCCUCAGACAAGCCCUGAGCGUGGCCCCAUCAUGGCCGGCCCUGCUGACCCGUGGCUCAGGUGGGGAACGAGACCAAAGAGCACAGGGGGUUCCCGGGGAUCCCGGCUACGUGCGGUGCAGUGUAGUGACAAGAACAAGGCCGGAACAAGGGCUUCACCCUGCAGGGAGGCCUGGACCCGGGUCCUCGGGAGAAGGUGAUGGAGGAAGCUGGGUCUCUGCACCUGCAGAGGUGGGGCAGAUCCAGGACCAAAGCUGGGGUCACAGGCCGACUGCAGCUCUGGUCAAGGAAGAGCUUCCCUGAGGUCACCGCCCGGUUGCUCUGCAGAUGGUGGGCAUCCUGUCACGGGGGGCAAACAAGCAGGAGCUGAGGUUUUGCAGAAGGAUUCAGGCACCAGACCGGGACCACAGGGACCAUCUGUGACCUGGCCUCCUCACAGCCAGUUCUUGCCCCUCCCCUCCACAUCCUCCAGAGGACAGUUAGGACAUUGCUGGGGGCAGGGACAGGAACCACUGUUGGGCCAAAACCUCAGCCAGAAAGGGGCUUGGCUGCCAACCAAGAGGUUAGGACAGACCCUCCAGGACUUUGCGGGAAGGGCUCAAAAGCAGCUCUGCUCCUGCCCGGCUAUGUGAUCUCAGCUGGUGACUGAAGACCACCUAGACCAUCAGUGUCCUCAUCUGUAAAAUGGGUCUGAGGGUCAAACCUAUUACCCUGUAUUCAGAGGCCAGGCCUGCAGAUGAGCUUGAUGGCUUGACUUGGAUCCUGGAUCCCUGAAGACUGCUCUGAGAUCGAUCAGCCAGAGAGAAACAGAGAGAAAGCUGGCUCAGCCCUGAAGGCUUUGAGCAAAAGUUUCAGAAGGAGCUGGAAGGAGACAACAGCCCGUUCUCCCUGAGCUGUGGCCGGGAGGGCCCAGGCCAGCACCACGAUGUACAGAUGGCCCAGGGGGCUCGACAUGAGUGAGGGCUGAAGUUCGUGCAACCCCAACCGCCACCCCUGAAUUGGGCAGAACCAAUUUUUUUCUUAGCACCUGUCUGACUCUGCUUACCAUGACAACCCCAAGGGCCCCCCAGAAUUGAUAUCCAAGUGCCUUUAGCCUAUCAAAGACAGGAGGGGGUGCAUUCUCGGCCAGGUUAGGGUUCACAGAGCAUCCGUAUAUUAGGAUUUCCCAGCCCCCUGAGCCCCCCACCCCAUCCCAACAUGAACUAAGACCCCUCAGCACCCCCACCCCUCAUCCUGCUGUAUUUGGUUCAAAUCCAAUAAAAAUGGAACCGAUUUAAUAACAAA
This is a messenger RNA of Homo sapiens (human), 4738 nucleotides long. RefSeq names its product leucine rich repeat and Ig domain containing 3 (gene LINGO3). Gene Ontology annotation, cellular component: membrane. The record is from RefSeq and is marked validated. NCBI's taxonomy places the organism in Eukaryota, Metazoa, Chordata, Mammalia, Primates, Hominidae. The transcript has 2 exons. Bases 126 to 1904 code for a protein of 592 amino acids.